This is a messenger RNA of Cyprinus carpio (common carp), 2370 nucleotides long. RefSeq names its product coiled-coil domain-containing protein 69. NCBI's taxonomy places the organism in Eukaryota, Metazoa, Chordata, Actinopteri, Cypriniformes, Cyprinidae. Gene Ontology annotation, molecular function: microtubule binding. The record is from RefSeq and is a predicted model, not a curated record. Gene Ontology annotation, cellular component: nucleus; cytoplasm.
CGACAAUGAGAGCUCGGCUCAUAUUUGAACUGCUGCAGACAGCCAGAAACUUAGCAGCGACACAACGGGGUAGAAUACAGAGGCAGAGCAGAGGAGCAUGGGUUGUCACAACAGCAAAGUUUGUGGCCAGGUCUCCAGGAAAAAGAAAAAAAAUAAAGUACAAGGAGAUGAGAAACACAUAAAGGACAUCAGACUUCAAGAUGGAAGUGGUACACACUCAUCUGAGGAGAAUCUGUUGGAGACUUAUGAGUGUCAGCUAAAGAUACUGCAUGCAGUUUUGACGGCUUCAGGAGACCAGGAGAGAGACCAGCUCCUCAAGGACCAUCCUGGAGACAUCUGCACUUUAGUCCACAGCAUUAUAGAGAAGGUAAAGACUGAGAUAACCGCUGAUCUAAAUGAUCUUCAUGAAAAACAGAUGAGGAGCACCUUAGAGCGGCAUCAGAGCGCAACAGAAGAGCUACAGCGAUUACACGGUGAAGAGAAGAAUGUUUUAAAUGAGUCUCAUGCAGCAGCUGAGAAUGCGCUGAAGGAUCAGAUUGAAGGGCUGACGUCAGAGCUGAAGCUGUUCAACGAGUUAAAGCGCAGAGCGCAGGAGUCCACGCUCAAGAGGGACCUUCAGAGAAAUAUUGAGACUCAUGGCAGCCCUGGUGCGUUCUGGGAGCAGGAGCAGGAGAGUCUGUUAUUUGUCAUCGAAAUGAAGCGUGAGCGUUUACAGGACCAGGGGAACAAGCUGCUGCAGAUGGAAACACUGGUAGAGAAGAAUCUGUCGCUGGAGGAUCAGCUCCUGCAGGCUCUCCAGCAGAGCGAGGACUACAGAGUGCGGAUAGACAACUACCAAAGCCUCAUACAUCAACUGUCCAAGGAGCAGAACGAGCUGCAGGAGGCGCUAGAGAAGCAGUCUCUGCAGAACCAGAAGCUCAGCCAGGAGAAAGAAGAGCUGCUCUUUAAACUCAUACACCGCAGAGACUCGUGCUCCUCCUUCCACCUUCCUUCUGUCAUACCCACACAAGUGUCUCCCAGCUGACCGCAGCAUCCACCCUCAUCACUGUAUACUGACCCCGCCUGGCCUCAGUGCCUUCGCAGUGCUGUGAGCAUGCAGUGCUGAAAUGGACUUACUCACUGCAUUAAUCAUUUCAACUGGCCAAACAAAUAUUUUUGUACAUUUUGUUUGAAGAGACGUUUCUUAUCAAGAGUUUUUGGUUGAAAAUAGCUGUGGAUCUAUGCAGUAGUUACUCAUGUUAAGUCUCUUUGUUAUUGUACAAGGUAUAGUAGCAGUUGGUGCCAAUUUUUGAUAUCGGUUUUGUUAUUUUUAUUUCUUUCCAGGAAACAGCAGGUAUUGUAAGCAAAAAAGACUGUUAUAUUUUUUCUUAAGACAUUAUUGGAGCCAGAGCACUUGGACGUGUGGCAUGAAUAUCUGGGAUCUUUUCAGAUGCACUUGCACUUUUAUCAGUAUUUUAUUUGUUGGAGAGAUAAUGGGCUUUUGGUGAUUACCAAUAUGCUUUCAGUCUACACUUUGCACACAGUAUUUCAGAGGUAGGUAAAAUACUAGGGUCCUAUUGGAUAAAAAUAGUCAUUUUAGCUCAGGCGACUAGUGUUGGCUCAACUAGCAUGUGUAUUUCAAGAAGAGACUAGUUUAGCCAUCUUCUGUUUUGUCACUCUGACAAACCCAAACUUUAAAAGAAUAAUCUGAAAAUUCUGAACAAUCCCAGUAUGCUCCUUAAAGUUACUGAAUACUUUAAAGGAAUAGUUCACACAGAAAUGUGGAGAAAUUUUAACUUUGCAUCAUUUGUUCACCAAUGGAUCCUCUGCAGUGAAUGGGUGCCGUCAGAUUAGGAGUCCAAACAGCUGAUAAAAACAACAGUAAUCCACACCAAUGCAGUCCAUUAGUUAACGUCUUGUGAAAUUAAAAUGUUUAAAAUAAACAAAACCCAUCAAGGCAUUUUAGCAUUAAAUUUGGAGGAAACAAUAUUAUGCAUUAUCAACUUUUAUUUUGUCUGAAAGCAACCGUUUAUUAUUGUGAUGUUUUUAUCAGCUGUUUGGACUCUCAUUCUGACGGCACCCAUUCACUGCAGAUCAUCCAUUGGUCAGCAAGUGAUGGAAUGCUAAAUCUCUCCAAAUCUGUUCUCAUGAUGAAAUCUACAUAUUGGAUGAUCUGAGGCCUGGGUACAUUUUCACCUAAUUUUCAUUUUUGGGUUUCAUUUUCUUCUAAUUGCAGUGAUUUGAUUUUUAAUCUCCCCCUCUUUUUUUAAGCUAUUGUGUAUUAUUGUAAAUGUUCUGCCAUGUAUAUGUUUACUUCUGCAUCAGUGCCUUUGGUUUAAGGUGUUUCCUGGAAAAAUCAAGCAAUAAAAACUGCAUCAGAGGGACUGAGAA